AUGGCUGACGUGCGAGAAGAAAAUGAUCAGGUUCCUGGACGAGUUAGGGAAGAGUUAUGUUUGCCGUGUACACGAAAGGAUAAACAGACAGUUGCUUCAGUGUUUUGUUAUGAUUGUGACAAUUUUCAAUGUAAACAAUGCGCGGACGUUCAUAAUAUGUUUGAUGUUAUGAAAGAUCACAAGAUGGCGAAGGCAAGUGAAAUCACGACAAAGCCUGUAGCAUUCGAAAUGAAAGGAUUAGACCAGUGUUACACACACGGAAAGCUAUUCGAAUUUAUAUGUAAAAAUCAUAAUAAGCUUUGUUGCAGUACAUGUGCCAUAAUUAAUCACCGGGCAUGUGACAGUGUAGUAGAAAUACACAACGUCGCAGAUGUUUCCGAAGAAACGAGUAUGGAAAUACGAUCACGUCUCGUUGUUGCGAAAGAGUUAUGCGAUUCUGCUGUAAUGCAUUGGACAUCGACCGAGAUAUCGUUACGUGAUAGUGUUAAAAAUCUACCAGAAAAAAUCAACAAUAUAAGGGCUCGGAUGAACAAAAGAUUCGAUGACCUUUUGCAAGACGUCGUUAAAGAUAGCGCUACAUUCGAGAAGUUUCAGCUAGAAAAAGGAAGAGAGAAUAUUUCCAAAUGUGACGGCUUAGUGAAACGGUUCCAGGCAUCCUUGAAGUUUCUAGAUGAAGUUAGUCUUCAUGGUACAGCUGUACAAAAAUUCAUAGCUGAGCAUGAAAUAAAUGAGCAGGUAAAACUCGCACAGAAAGAAGUCGAGCGUGAAUGUAGUCAGCUUGAAACUGCUGAUAUAUCAUUCAACCUGAAUGAAACCUCGACACUAAAAUACAUCAUAGAAGGCAAGGAUCGACUUGGAACUCUGAAAACAGAGACCAACAAAGUAACAAUAGAUCAUGUUCGAGGACAUAAACCUGUGAAGCUCGAACUUAUAAAAACCAAAACCAUUACGAAGUCUGAAAAUAAUGAAGAUAAUCCUCAUUUAAAUGGGAUUGGUUUCCUUCCUUGCGGACGAUUGAUCGCGAUAGAUAACAUGAACGAUGAAUUACUGGUUUUUAACGAUUCGUUGGAGAAAAAUGGUUCUUUCUUGUUGUCUUACCAUCCACUAAGUGUUGUUGCCUUAUCUGAAGAUACAAUAGGUGUUACAUCUGUCACAGGUGGGAACCAUCAGAUAGAAUUUCUACAUGUCAGUAAAUCUAGUGAAAUAACUAACAUGAAAACGUACAAAGUAAAUGGAAGUUACAAUUCAGUAUGCUUAAAAGACGACGAUCACCUUGUUGUUGGAACUUUCAAUGACAUCAAAUUAGCACGUAUUCUGUCACUGUCAGGAGAAGAGAAAGACUUUAGUGUAAAUUUUCAUCCAAAAGCUUAUCACCAUGACGCAGUAGCAUGCACUUAUAUUAAGGAAUGUGAUAAAGUGAUAAUCAGUGACCAGGACGAGAAUUUGGUUUACAUAUAUGACGUCGCAACCAACUCAAGAGUUAUCGUCAGGGACAGCAGAAUUGACAAACCUACAGGUGUUGCUGUCGGUCCAAUGAACUGUGUAUUUGUCUGCUGUCAAAACACUGAUUCUGUCGUACAGAUUUCUCCGACGGGUGUGAUCCUAUCAUCCCAUACGUUAGAUAUGAGGCACCCAUUUCGGGUUUGUGUUUCGAAAGACAAAACCAAACUUGCUGUAUCAAAUAGGCGCACAGGGAAGAAAACAUUACAGGUUUUUAAGAUAAACUAG
Mercenaria mercenaria is the source of this 1728-nucleotide messenger RNA. RefSeq lists its product as uncharacterized. The transcript has a single exon. Gene Ontology annotation, molecular function: protein binding; ubiquitin-protein transferase activity; zinc ion binding. Gene Ontology annotation, biological process: positive regulation of DNA-templated transcription. Lineage: Eukaryota; Metazoa; Mollusca; Bivalvia; Venerida; Veneridae. Gene Ontology annotation, cellular component: chromatin; nucleoplasm. Bases 1 to 1728 code for a protein of 575 amino acids. The record is from RefSeq and is a predicted model, not a curated record.